AUGCGCGACUGCAGUACUAGGCGCACUGCUGCAUCGGCGCCCGUGACGACCAGCAGUAGCGACCGACGCACGAUCGCAGCAGCAUGCGUGCUGCUGCAUCACAUGGCGGCUGCUGCUGUCGCGCUAUCUCCCCUUGCCACUGCUGGCGACCUGGCGCUCCUGCGCCGCCUGCAGCGCCUUGCCUGGUGGCGCUGCCUUGAUACGACGACCAGCCGCACGUCAGCAGUCGCUGACGAAUUGGCCUGCUGGACUGGCGACCGGUGCUCGGCAGCAUCAUCACCACCCGGCGGGCUGCAGCAGCACACUUCCUUGAGCUGGCGACGGGCAGCAGCUGUGGCUGGUGAUGCACUGGAACAGCUCCAGCAGCGCAUGACGUGCGGCAGCAGCACCAGCAGCUCGUGGCAGGCGCAGCACCAUCGACCGGCAGCACGGCUACAGCUGCAUGCCUUUUCCGUCGUGACUAGUAGUAUUACCCGGCAGGAUCAGCAGCACAUGACCGCCUGCAGCUUCACCUGUCAUUUUGCAGCAGCGCCUGACGCACUACCUGGCGGACUGCAACAGCAGCUGGCGGUCUGCAGCAACACCUGUCUGGCUGCACCUGGCUGGCUGCGCCUGGUGGGCUGCACCUGUCGGGCUGCUCCAGCGCCUGGUGGCCUGCAGCAACAGCAGCUGUUGUCCUGCACGACCAGCAGCAGCUGCCCCAUG
Closterium sp. Yama58-4 is the source of this 705-nucleotide messenger RNA. The record is from the annotation of a GenBank genome assembly. Lineage: Eukaryota; Viridiplantae; Streptophyta; Zygnematophyceae; Desmidiales; Closteriaceae.